AUGGCAGAAUCCAUUCGUUUAUGCAAACAAUAUGGCGUCAAAGUAGGAGCCCAUCCUGGUCUGCCUGACAUCCUAGGAUUUGGUCGACGCGAGAUGAAAUUGUCACCAGAAGAGCACACUGCCAAUAUUAUUUACCAAGUAGGUGCCCUGAAAGGCUUCCUCGAUGCGGAGGGCGUGCCUUUACAUCACGUCAAACCGCACGGAAUCCUUUACGGCAUGAUGUGUAGAGACGUUGAAGUCUGCCGUGCGGUAAUGGCCGGCAUUCCAAAAGGCAUCAAGGUCUUCGGGCUGGCGGGCACGUGUAUGGAGCAAGUCGCCGGCGAGAUGGGCAUUGAGUUUGUCGCUGAGUACUACGGUGAUGUGAAGUAUCGGGCAGACGGAUCACUCAUUGUGGACCGCAAGAAGCAGCCGUGGAAAAUCGAGGAUGUGAAGAAACACGUUCGGCAACAAUUAGAAGAAUCAUCAGUUACCGCGGUGACAGGAGAGGUAGUUCCUCUUCCUACAAAAGAGUAUCAGAUAUCUCUGUGCUGCCACUCGGACUCUCCAGGGUGCGUGGAAAUUGUAAAGGCUACGAAAGAGAUUGUGGAUGAGUUCAACAAGGCAAAUGGGUUCACAUAG
This is a messenger RNA of Phaeoacremonium minimum UCRPA7, 618 nucleotides long. Its product is annotated as putative lactam utilization protein. NCBI's taxonomy places the organism in Eukaryota, Fungi, Ascomycota, Sordariomycetes, Togniniales, Togniniaceae. The record is from RefSeq and is a predicted model, not a curated record. Gene Ontology annotation, biological process: carbohydrate metabolic process. The transcript has a single exon. Bases 1 to 618 code for a protein of 205 amino acids.